Molecule: messenger RNA, 1311 nt
Organism: Moneuplotes crassus
Lineage: Eukaryota; Ciliophora; Spirotrichea; Euplotida; Euplotidae
Source: the annotation of a GenBank genome assembly
AUGUCAGUUUAUUUCCCAACUGAGAACGAACUAAUCAAUUGCCCAAUCACUGGAGACCUCAGGAUUGGAAAGAAUUUAGAUAAUUAUGGCAGAAGCGGAGGCGCUGCUGGGACAAGAACUAAUUUUAACCAUAAUACAUUCAAGCAAAGACUAGGGGAUACAGCCAUGACUUUCUCCUCAGCGAGUGGAGGUCAAAACAGGGUCAGAGAUUAUUUAACUAAAUCAGGUGUAUUUCAUCCAAAGCUGUAUAGAAAUGAUGCAAUUCCACUUCUUAGAGAUGAAAACGCAACAAAUGGAAGACUCUCAGAAAAUAAAUUGAUAAAAUAGCGUAGCCAGAAGAUCUCUAUCUAAUCACAGAAUUGGAGAUACUUCCUUAUAUCUUGAAGACCAAGAUUACAUCAACUUGCGCCAAACAUUUGAUAGAAAUAGCAAGAUAUUACGUGAAAAAAGACGAAUGAAAGAACCAAGUAAAUAUGGUGAUUUUUUCUCAAAUGAGUCUUUUCAAAGAAAUAAUAGCCAAAUGCCUCACAACAGUGAUUCAAAAGUACCUUCAACUUUGCAAAGAUUUUCCCCUCAGGAGACCCAAUCAAAGCCUAAAUUCCAACACAACUUAAUGCUACCGACCAGGAAUGGGAGAGAAUUUAAGAAACUGCUAAGCGGGAGCAAAAAUAAGUUCCUAGAAAUGAUGAAAAAUAAACACAGAUUAGAUACCAUUAACUUUAAACCCGCUAAAAAUACAGCUACUAUAAAGCCCAUGGCUGAGGAGAUUCUUGAAAGAGGCAGCAGGUAUAAAUCAAUGGAUGAGAAGGCUACUCCCAAACCUCACGUUCCUAGAAGAAAUCUGAACAACUAUACACAUUUAGCUAAUAGGGCUUCAUCUAUUUCUCGAAUAAAGGCUCCAACUGUUCCCAUGAAUAGUUCUAAGACUAUCGAAUCUCCUGCUCCUAAAAUUGAACAAAAACAGACUAAUAUACCUGAGAUAUCAUCAAAACCAGCCUUAGCUUCUAAGAGUAUCCUCAAGAGAACUCUUAAUAAAGCCUACAAAACCACUAGCUUCCCUAAAAUGAGGAAUAGUUUUGCAGCACAGCCUCAAAAGAAGGAAGAGAUUAAAAUUCAGGAAAGCUUUGCUUCCAGGAAUGCUGAUCAAAUCUCAAACCAGAACAUAACAAAUUAUCCCACUACGAUUCCGUCAUCUACAAUAUUUCCGAAGAGGACAGCCAAGCGCGCCAUGCAAAAAGGCUUUGCGAAGACCACAAAAGUGAUUAAACCUACAGACCAGUCUUUGGUUGGUUAGAAUAUAUUCAACUUAGA